AUGGUUAUUAGUCGAAAGCGGCGAUCUCUCCGGCAGUUCCAGAACAACUUCUUUGCUCACAAUGAUGCUGCGGGAAGAGCAGUAAGAAAUGAGACCAACGACACUCCACAAGACACUCGCCAGGAGCAGCAGCGCAAACACAUCAGUUUUGAGGCAGCACCUACUGGUCGUCUUGCCGUUUCUUCACUAUACUACACGGUUCCACACUCACCCGCCAAAUGCCGAUUUGGAGAGCCUGCAUCACAAGACGCACACGAUCUACCAACAGAUGAUUUUGAUUUUUCAUCGCUCAAUAAUGUUGAUGAGGAUAUUGGUUCUGGCAAGCGAAAGCACACUGCUGGGUUUAUUCGCUUAGAGGGUCGCAGUGACUUUGCACAAGCCGCAUGUUUCUGCGGGGAAGCAGGCCCAAUGUAUCGGUGCCAAGACUGUCAUGGUGCAGAGUUGGUGUGUCUCUCAUGCACUCUGCACAUACACGAGAGGCAACCACUUCACAGGAUAGAGUGUUGGAAUGGCACCUCAUUUCAGACCACCAUGUUGAAGGCCUUGGGAGUCCGCUUUCAGCUUGGGCAUCCCAUUGGUGUCCAAUGUGUCAAUCCGAUCCCUACAUUCAACGACGACUUUGUUAUUCUUGACUACAAUGGUGUUCAUGAAGUUGGACUUGAUUUCUGUGGAUCUGCCACCUUUCGAGUGCUAGAGUAUUUUCAAAUGCUGUCCUUUGAAUCUAAAGUAUCGGCAUGGGAGUUUUAUAAUACCGUUGCUCGCCUCACAGAUAACACAGGCACCCGUGUUCUAAAGGAUCGUUAUGCGAGUCUUCUUCGGAUGAUACGCGAAUGGCGCUUCGUGAUGCAAAUGAAGCGCUGCGGUCAGGGUCAUCAUCCUGGAGGCAUCCAAGCAACAGAGGCCAGUGCUUGUGCCAUCUUAUGCCCUGCCUGUCCCCAUCCAAGCAGGAAUCUACCUGUUGGGUGGGAAAAUUCGCCAUCGGAAUUCCAAUUUUUAUAUGCAAUUUUCCUGGCUAUUGAUGCAAACUUCCGACUAGUUCGGCGUAAUGUAUUGUCAGAUGCCGUUGAUCCUGGACUGAAUCAUGGGUACACAUUUUUUGUGGAGGAGACCGCGUACAAGGACUUCCUGGCUUCGCACUACAGGGUGGGGAAUCCCCAGGAGAAGAGCACAUGUUCUAGCCACUCUGCUGUGAACCUAGCAGAUACGAGGGCUUCGCGUGGACUUGUGGCAACAGGUGCAGGCACAGUUGAUUGUGCGCGGCACAAUUUCAAACGACCGUGUUCAGUUGGCGACUUACAAAAAGGAGAAAGGUACAUCAAUAUGGAUUAUCUAUUUUUUUCAAGCAUGCGCUCUUCACAAGACAUUCACAUCCUCAACAUAUCUUACGAUAUUGCCUGUCAGUGGAAUAAAAACCUUUGGUUGCGCAUGUCGACCACAAUCACAAGGUUGUCACCGCACAUCGCCAGUUGCCAAACCAAAUUCUCAUUUAACUUCAUCAAGGGUGUCGGGCGGACUGAUGGCGAAGCCCCAGAGCGCGGGUGGGCAGAUAUCAACCUCAUCGCUACAAGUACUCGCGAGAUGGGACCCGGAUCCAGGCGAGACACCUUAGAUGAUCACUUCAACGAUUGGAAUUGGAAGAAGGUUUGCAGCAUGGGCACAACUCUCCUCCGUAAAUAUAAGGCUGCAAUACCUGAGGUUGAAGAACGUGCCUCUGAUCUUAAGGAGUUUGAGGCGGCCCUUGAUCCAGAUCAAUUAGCUACAUGGCGGAAAGAGAUCGAGAUGUGGGAGUCAGACCGUUCCCUGACAAAUCCGUUCAAAGUCAAAGCGAGGACUACUGUGACCCAGGCCGCUGUGCGCCUGGCAUUAUCGAAGGCCGAGGCAGAAGAAAUUGAGCAUGGCGGACAUAUCUCCCUGGAUGAUGAUAUAUCACCAUCAGUCCUUAUAUCAUCAGGGAUGGAACUAGAAGAUCAGCAACGAUGUGUUGAGUUCGAAGCUCGCACCAUCGGACAGCAUGCAACCGAUGUGCAAAAACUCAAGAUUCUCCAGCACAUCAAUGCCCUCCGUCGUAGAAUCAGCACCUGGUCCCGAGUACAACUAUUGUACAUGCCCUACAUCUCCUGCCUGCGUUCGCCCAAUGAUAUUGCCUCUGAGGACAAGGCACAGGCAAAUGAUGCUCUGGAUGACCUCCGCACUUACAAGAACGCCUUUGUUCGAGGUCAGCGCACGAACACUCGUGCUCAGGGCAUUAUUCAUUCUGCUGAAAGUCGUAUCAAUACAAUAUCAGCUAAGUACACUGCUGCCCGAGACGCACUUAUUAUGCUUGCCUCAAAACUAGGCAAGAACGACGACUGGCAGCGGAUACUGAAGCCACUGGACAGGGCAAAAGACGCGGUCCCACUAAAUCAUGACGAAGGGAAGACAGUUGGCCAACAGAAUAUUUCGUGGAUAUGGAAAACACCCGGGGUAUCAAACAAUCAGGAGGAAGGGCUGCAGGAUUCAUUGUGUGUGGAAUGGUGCAAGGCACAGGCAUGGGCUUAUCGGUGGGAGGAGGAAGUACAACUUCUUUGUGAGGAAAUGUGCCAUGCUCAAUGGUGGGACACACAAGGCUCACGACGGCAAUUUUCAUCACCUGCAUUCACAGAGGGUGCAGUUGCAUAUGCACAUCGCCAGGCAAUGCUACGUCAGAGAAUGUCUGCAUGGUUCAGGUCAUUGUGGGAUGCUGUCCUGUCAUGGACUGCCGAGCCUCCUGUAGACUGA
Suillus plorans is the source of this 2757-nucleotide messenger RNA. RefSeq lists its product as uncharacterized. The coding region runs from base 1 to 2757 and encodes 918 amino acids. The record is from RefSeq and is a predicted model, not a curated record. The transcript is spliced from 16 exons. NCBI's taxonomy places the organism in Eukaryota, Fungi, Basidiomycota, Agaricomycetes, Boletales, Suillaceae.